AUGUCCCCCGACGCCCUCACCCCCCACGACCCCCGGGUCACCCACCACUACAUCACCAUCCCCUCCACCUCUCUAACCUACCACUACCUCCUCGCCAACCCCGACUCGGCCUCCUUCCCCCACCCAACAGCCACCGUCCUCCUCCUGCACGGCUGGCCCGACCUCUCCCUCGGCUGGCGCUAUCAAGUCCCCUUUCUUUUAUCUCUGGGCCUCCGCGUCAUCAUCCCCGACAUGCUCGGCUACGGCCUCACCUCCGCCCCUUCUUCCCCGUCCGAAUACUCUUUGAAGAACCUCUCUUUUCACAUGACGCACAUCAUCCGCCAAGUUAACCCUUCGGGACAACCAGUUCUCCUGGGAACCCACGACUGGGGGGCUUUCUUGGGAUGGAGAUUGGCGCUUUACUACCCGGAGCUGAUCAAGGGGAUUUUUGCAUUUUGUAUUCCUUAUAGCCCGCCGGAGACGAAAGUGACGAGCUUGGAGGAGCAUAUCGAGAGGCAUCCGGAGUUGGGCUAUCAGUUGCAGAAUGCCAGGGGGGAGGUGGAGGAGGCGGUGAACGGGGGGAGUAAGGAGAGGUUGAGGGGGUGGUUGAAUGCCAUGUUUGGGGGGUUAGCAAAAGAGGACGGGGGAGUGAUGGCUUUUGAUCCGUGGAAGGGGGUGGAUGUUGCUAAGUUGGAGGAGGUGGGGGGGUCGCCUUUGGUGAGCGAGGAGGUUAUGGAUUUUUAUGUUGAGGAGUACUCGCGCAAUGGCAUACGAGGACCCAUGAAUUGGUAUCGCACACGGGAGAUCAACUUGGAGGAUGAGUUACCGCUGGCUGAGAAGUGCGAAAACUGGCAGUUCCAGGUGCCAGCGAUGAUUGUGAUGGUCGGUCAUGAUCCUGCGUUGCCGCCGGAGCUGACCGACGGCAUGGAAAAGUACUUUGCUAAGGGGCUGAGGAAAGAGGUGAUUCCUGAAGCGUCGCAUUGGGUCUUGAUUCACACGCCAGAGGAGGUCAACAAGCUUGUUGGGGAGUUCUUGCAGCAGUUUUUGUGA
Messenger RNA from Neurospora crassa OR74A, 1029 nucleotides. Its product is annotated as epoxide hydrolase. NCBI's taxonomy places the organism in Eukaryota, Fungi, Ascomycota, Sordariomycetes, Sordariales, Sordariaceae. Bases 1 to 1029 code for a protein of 342 amino acids. The record is from RefSeq and is a predicted model, not a curated record. Gene Ontology annotation, molecular function: hydrolase activity. The transcript has 2 exons.